Molecule: messenger RNA, 704 nt
Organism: Amphimedon queenslandica
Lineage: Eukaryota; Metazoa; Porifera; Demospongiae; Haplosclerida; Niphatidae
Exons: 4
Source: RefSeq, a predicted model, not a curated record
UGGACUACAAUUUAAUUACCUGAUCCCUUCAAUGGAUUCACUAGACUCUAGUGUCAUUAUAGCUGGACAGAAGCUCUUUAUCCUACAAGGAGACAGGUCUGACUCACUCCAGUGGGAGAAAUAUGGAUUCAGAUUAGAGUGUCCUCAAGGAGCAGUGUCCAAGGAUACUGAAGUAGCUGUUACUGCACUAGCUGGUGGUAAUUUCAAGGUACCCAAAGGUACUGUGCUAGUGAGUGCAGUAUAUGCAAUAUCAGUAUCUAAGGCACUAUUAAAACCACUGGUAAUAGAGCUACAACAUUGUGUGGAUCUAAGGAAGACUAGUCAGACUGGUUGCCUCAAGUUUGUGAGAGCUCCACUGAAGUCUCCUUACCAGUUCAGUAUAGUUGAAGGAGGAUCUUUUAGAGUUGGUGAAAGAUACGGAUCAAUAAAGCGUGAGCAGUUCAGUUGUAUGGGUAUUGUAGCUGAGAUGAGUAAUGGAGACACACCUAGUGACAGUGACAGUGAGGAAGGUUAUGAGACACCACCUGAAGGAUCAACUGAUGACACACAUAAUGAUAGUGGUAAUAGAGCAGGAGAGACUAGUGAGAGAACUGCCUCACCAAUAAAUACUGGACUAUCUGAAGAAUCAGUAACUGAUGACUCUAAUCAAAAAGUACAAGAAGCUGAGUCUACUUCUGGUAUGUAUGCAUUGUAUAAUUUAUUAA